Messenger RNA from Coffea eugenioides, 1352 nucleotides. Its product is annotated as NAC domain-containing protein 7-like. The transcript has 3 exons. The record is from RefSeq and is a predicted model, not a curated record. NCBI's taxonomy places the organism in Eukaryota, Viridiplantae, Streptophyta, Magnoliopsida, Gentianales, Rubiaceae. Gene Ontology annotation, molecular function: DNA binding. The coding region runs from base 1 to 1086 and encodes 361 amino acids. Gene Ontology annotation, biological process: regulation of DNA-templated transcription.
AUGAAUACUUUUUCACACGUUCCUCCAGGUUUUAGAUUCCAUCCUACAGAUGAAGAAUUAGUUGACUACUAUCUACGGAAGAAGAUUGCUUCAAAAAGAAUUGAUCUAGAUGUAAUUAAGGAUGUUGAUCUUUACAGAAUCGAACCAUGGGAUCUUCAAGAACUUUGCAAGAUAAGUACAGAGGAGCAGAAUGAGUGGUAUUUCUUUAGUCAUAAGGAUAAGAAGUAUCCAACUGGAACACGCACUAAUAGAGCUACAAAAGCAGGAUUCUGGAAAGCUACAGGAAGAGACAAAGCUAUUUACUCUAAGCAUAGUUUAAUUGGCAUGAGAAAGACCUUGGUAUUUUAUAAAGGUCGAGCCCCAAAUGGACAAAAAUCAGACUGGAUAAUGCAUGAAUACAGACUAGAAACCAAUGAGAAUGGGACUCCUCAGGAAGAAGGAUGGGUUGUGUGUAGGGUGUUCAAGAAGAGAUUGCCAACUGUACGGAAGGAAGGAGACCUCGAGUCACUAUGUUGGUACGAUGAUCAAGUUUCUUUCAUGCCCGAAUUUGACUCUCCAAGGCGGAUACCUCAUUCAUAUUCAUCAUACAAUCCUCAGUAUUCCUGCAAGCAAGAGUUUGAACUGCAAAACAACAUCCCCCAGGAUGUAUUCCUCCAGCUUCCUCAACUUGAGAGCCCUAGAGUUCCACAGUCGAUCACCAAUGUAAGCUGCAGUUUAAUGGUACCAUACGGUUUUGAUAGGAGCAGUGGAAGCAUUUUACAGUCUUCAACCCUUGCACAUGAAGCACCACAUCUGCAACAAAGCCACCAACCCCAAAUAGUUUACAUUAACAACACUGAUCAAGGUGUUGAACAAGUGACUGAUUGGCGAGUUCUCGACAAGUUUGUCGCAUCUCAGCUAAGUCAUGAAGAUGCAGCAAAGCAGACUGCCUAUUCUGAUGGGCCUUCUUCACUUCAAGUGGCAGAACACAUGAGCAUGCUAGUGAAUGAUGAAUCAAAGCAACAAGAAAUGACGUCACCAGAAUUUGGCUGUGUAUCCGCCCCGAGUCCUCAAGUGAUCUUUGGAAGUAAGAAUAUGUUAAUUUAACUACAAUUACAUAUAGUACUAAUCAGUCAUAGGAAGGUACUACAAAUAGAAGAAAGAAAUGUGACAACAGUUUCUGUACAUAAUAAAUUGCUAAGUACUACUAAGUAGCUAUUUGGUUGCUUGUACACAAUGUACUAAUGUUCAGAGGCAUAUAUAGGUUCAUGAGAGACACCUACUAAUAAGUAUAUAUGGAUGCGUAUAUGGUUUGUAAGCUAUAAGUGCUGGUGACACUACUACUGUGGGAUUGUUGAAUAUGUUUCCUUUUA